Molecule: messenger RNA, 2084 nt
Organism: Paralichthys olivaceus (Japanese flounder)
Lineage: Eukaryota; Metazoa; Chordata; Actinopteri; Pleuronectiformes; Paralichthyidae
Gene: arpp19a
Product: cAMP-regulated phosphoprotein 19a
Cellular component (GO): cytoplasm
Molecular function (GO): protein phosphatase inhibitor activity
Source: RefSeq, a predicted model, not a curated record
CAAAUCCGAUCCCAGCACUGAGUGUGCGCGUGCACGGCGGCAGAGCGCGGGCCGUGAGCGCGCUCGGUGACUCCGCAGCUGACGUAUUUCUUGUGCGGGAGCAGCAGCUCGGCGGCGGUGACGCGUAUGGGUACGGAAAGCUCGAGCCGGGGCUCAGUGUGUGGAUCCCUCGUCCUCCUGGUGAGCACUUGUCUGGCCUGAGAGCGGGAUAGCUGUAGACAUGUCCGGGGAUAACGAAGAGACGCAGACGGCCGAGGAUACAUCGGUGGAUGAGAAGGAGGUCCAGGACAAGGUGAUCAGCCCGGAGAAGGCAGAGGAGGUGAAGCUGAAGGCCAGAUACCCAAACUUAGGAAAUAAACCCGGAGGCUCUGAUCUGCUUCGCAAACGCCUCCAAAAGGGGCAAAAGUACUUUGACUCGGGGGACUACAACAUGGCUAAAGCGAAGAUAAAGAACAAACAGUUGCCAACAGCUGCACCAGAGAAGACCGAGAUCACAGGGGACCACAUCCCCACCCCCCAGGACCUGCCCCAAAGGAAACCCUCCCUGGUUGCCAGUAAACUGGCAGGCUGAUGCACCCGUAGCCCUGACAUCUCCUGCAGUACCUCCCAGCCCUAACCCUUUCCACUCGAGUCUCAGAGCUGUAACAUUACCUCUCCCGCCCACCCACCCCCUCUCCCACAGUUCCACCUGUCCCCAGCAUCUACCCCCAUCCCCAACUGCCUGGACCCAUCUUCAUAAAGUCCCACCUUACCACUCGGUGAUCCAGCUGGCUGAUUCCUUCAAAUCCUGUUAAUUUUACUUUUCACCCCACUUGUCCCCGUCUCUACCUCCUGUCUCUGCUUUGUCCCUCACUACUCCCACAAACUGACUGCCCCUCUGUCACUGUCCUCUAAGCUUUCAUGGUCCUUUUUUAUUUUCUCAUUACUUCCAUGUUUUAUCAUACACUGAAAGACAGGACAUCCAAGUGUGAGUGUGAUGAACGUACUGUGACUCUUCUGUACUAGGGAUGGAUGAUCAAUACUACAGCGUUUACUGGCCUAAGAGCGGGGCAAGAAGCAAAAGUUGCAUCUUGAGUGUUUAGAGGGCUUUUGGUAUAGACAUCAGGAUUCUACUGUGUGUGUGUGAGUAUGUAUGUGUGCAUGUGUGUGUGUGUCUUUUGUUCGGCACAGGGGCAGAUAUCAGCCUUUUAGAAAGUUAAACAUCAGAUUUGUAUCAUUCACUGUAUGUCCUUAUUCUAAAUUAUGCUGUCAAUAUGCUUGAGUGAUUGACUGAGUAUAGUAAUCCAGAGGCCAAGCUCAGUUUUGUUAACACUUUGAUUGUGAAACGGGGAGCGGGGUCAUACUAAAAGACUGCACGGUGAAGGCCACAGUGUCAUAAAGACCUGCUUAUGUGAAGCAGGGCUCCUAAAGGCAAACUUCACUGAGUUCCAUUUGAAAUCAUUAAGGUGCACUGAACAGACAUUUAAACUUGCCGAAAAAAGCUCUGGUGCAAGAAAAAAUCUCUGCGUGGCAGAUCUGUGGUUCAUUCAAAACGUUUCGAAACUAAAAGAAGGGGAUGCCAUUGUUGGCUUCAAUCUGAAAUGUAAUGUUGAAAGUUUGCACUGUAUCUGUGAAGUGCCAUGCAUUUCAGCCUCAGAGGACGACACAUACCUCUCCUUGGGUCAAAAUGUCUAGUUUCAAGUUGUCAUGAAUGACUCAACCAUGCUUGUAGUGGAGUAUACAGGACCUGAAAGCUCAACUCCUGUCAGUAGGGACCAGUCUUUGUGAUGUGUGUGAGAAAAAAAAUCUAUUGUUCAAAAUUUACUGGGAGCAUCUCUUGGCAUUGGGAACAAAGAGUCUAAUGAAUUGUGUUCAGAUUUGGGGGUUAAAAUCUAUACUCAUAAGUUAAAGUAGUUUUAUCUUGAAAUUGUCCUCAGGCCCCUGUAGUGCUUCUCAAGGGUCCUUGCUGACUAGAUGAAGUUUACCUGUCAUGUGGUAAAUCUAAGCGAGCACUACAUCUGUCUGAACUGUGCAUGUACGUGGCUGCCCUGCUGUCACUUUAUGCCAUUUCGUUUUGUAAAUAAAAUAGUUUUGCACAAAUGUUU